Drosophila eugracilis is the source of this 1068-nucleotide messenger RNA. Its product is annotated as integumentary mucin C.1. The record is from RefSeq and is a predicted model, not a curated record. Gene Ontology annotation, molecular function: chitin binding. The transcript has 5 exons. Lineage: Eukaryota; Metazoa; Arthropoda; Insecta; Diptera; Drosophilidae. Gene Ontology annotation, cellular component: extracellular region. The coding region runs from base 95 to 1006 and encodes 303 amino acids.
UUUGGGCAAGUCUCUAAAGAUAACUGAAGAUACAUAUAAGGUGAUUCGUUCGUCUCCAGUAUUUUAGAAUGAAAAGCGACUGAAGACAAAAAAGAUGUGGUUAAGGGCACUCAUCUCACUGCUCCUGGUCCAAUACAUAGCUGGCACGUGCAAUGUGUGCCAAAGUGACAGCAAAGUGGCUUGUCAUAAUGAAACCACUUUUUCAGUCUGUUAUGACGGAGUGCCAUCAUAUAAUUUCCUAUCAUGUCCAACGGAUUUUUAUUGCACCGAUGGUUUCUACACCUGUUAUCUAAAUGCCGAUCCAGUUUGCAAGUCAGAAAAGGAGACCACGACCACUGAGAUCCCGACUACCACUACACCUACUGAGAUGCCGACUACCACUACAACUACUGAAAUCCAGACUACCUCUACAGAGAUCUCAACUACCAGCUCAACAACUGAGAUCCCGACUACCACGACAACCACUGAAAUUCCUAAAACCACCACAACUACGGAGAUCCCUUCCACCACCACCACGACGGAGGGUCCGUGGAACGCCGAUGAUAUCUGUCAGCAAGCCACAAAAAACACCUUUUUUGAAAACGAAGAUGAUCCAACCUGUGCAACAUAUAUAACAUGUACCGUUGAUAGUGAGGGAACACAUUCUACGAAAAUCACGUCGUGCAAGGCUAAUCAAUAUUUCAGUGCAAGCUUAAAGGUUUGCACUUCCACAAAACCGGAUGGAUGUUCGGAAGUGACCACAACCACUGUGGCCACCACAACCACCGUGACCACGACGACCGCCAGCACGACCACAGCCGAGCCCUGGAGUGCAGAGGAAACCUGCUCGACUGUCACCAAGAACACUUUGUUUCAAAACAAAGAUGAUCCGACCUGCGCUACAUAUUUAUACUGUUAUGUCGUUAAUGACUCAACUUUAGCUUUAAUAAAGAGUUGCAAAACAAACCAAUACUAUAAUGUAGAAGAAAAACUCUGCGAUGAUACCAAGCCUGAUUAUUGCACCUAAGCUCAGAGGUUUCUAUAUUAUCAGAUGCAUCGUUUGCCAAUAAAUCAUUAAUAACAAGCAUA